Molecule: messenger RNA, 2005 nt
Organism: Nelumbo nucifera (sacred lotus)
Lineage: Eukaryota; Viridiplantae; Streptophyta; Magnoliopsida; Proteales; Nelumbonaceae
Product: aspartic proteinase NANA, chloroplast-like
Biological process (GO): proteolysis
Molecular function (GO): aspartic-type endopeptidase activity
Source: RefSeq, a predicted model, not a curated record
GGUUGCAGAGAGAAUGGUGCCGGUGGUGGUGACUGAGUAGGCGUGUGGAGCUCCUGUGAGCUUAUGACGUUGGUCCAUCAUCCAUGACUGAUGGCUCCAUGAUCGAUCACUCGCUCCACGAUCCAUGCAUCUGUCGACUGUCGUCUCUAUCCUUUGUACACCGUAUAAUCCUGCAAUCACUAGACGACGAAUUGAUAUAAUGUAUAUACGCAACAGAUACGUAUAUAAUACCGCACUUAAGACCAGACCAUUCCAGAGCCCAUCUCUUUCUCUCCUCCUCCGCCUUCUUUCGUUUUUUUUCCUUUCUCAAACAAUGGUGGUACGUGUUCCUCUGCCACGCGUUUUCCUUCUUCCCCUUGUUCUUCUCUUCUCUUUCAUUAAUGCCCAGGCUGCUUUCAACAACAGCGGCUCAGUGGAAUACUUGAAACUACGAUUGCUUCACAGAAACCCGUUUGUUUCCCCAGCACAAGUUCUCUCUUUGGACUCUGAGCGUCUCUCUGUUCUUUUCUCGGCCCUGCGCAACCGUAGAGCCUUCAAGGCUCCCAUUGUCUCCGGCGCAUCGACGGGCUCCGGCCAGUAUUUCGUCGAUUUCAGGAUCGGAACCCCACCUCAGAGCCUCCUCCUUGUGGCGGAUACAGGCAGCGAUCUCGUCUGGGUCAAGUGUUCUGCUUGCUGGAACUGUAGUAAACACCCUCCAGGCUCGGCCUUUUUGGCUCGCCAUUCAACAACAUUUGCUCCGGUUCACUGUUACGACUCAGCGUGUCAACACGUCCCUCACCCUCUGAAACACCAGCCCUGUAACCACACUCGCCUCCACAGUACUUGCCGCUACGACUACUCGUACGCCGAUGGGUCUAGAACAAGUGGGCUUUUUGCCACAGAGACGACGACGUUGAAUACGAGCUAUGGAGGAGCUGCUCGGCUGAAAGACCUUGCUUUUGGUUGUGGGUUCAACGUCUCUGGUCCGAGUGUUUCAGAUGCGAGCUUCAAUGGCGCCCAUGGAGUUAUGGGCCUGGGGCGAGGGCCCGUCUCCUUCUCCUCCCAAGUAGGUAAGCUGUUCGGGAACAAAUUCUCGUACUGUCUCAAGGAUUACACCAUAUCUCCACCUCCGACAAGCUAUCUGUUGAUCGGAGAAACACAUGGACCCAUUACAAAGAAGCAAAGGAUGAGCUUCACGCCAUUACACACCAACCCUCUCUCGCCCUCGUUCUACUACGUAGGAAUCAAGAGCGUAUUUGUUGAUGGCGUGGGAUUACCAAUUGACCCCUCCAUUUGGGCCUUAGACAACCAGGGAAACGGCGGCACUGUGAUCGACUCCGGCACUACAUUAACGUUCCUCGCCGAGCCAGCCUACCGGCAGGUUCUGACAGCCUUUAGAAGAAGAGUUAAAUUACCGAGAACGACCGACCCAGCUUCGAGCCUCGACCUCUGCGUCAAUGUGUCGGGUGUAGCAAAUCCAAGGCUACCCAAGCUGAGUUUCCGACUCGAUGGGGGCUCAGUUUUCUCCCCGCCGGCUAGAAACUACUUCAUCGAUGCGGCUGAAGGCAUCAAGUGCCUGGCGAUGCAACCUGUUACCUCCCCGUCAGGUUUCUCAGUCAUAGGGAACCUAAUGCAACAAGGCUUCUUGUUUGAGUUCGAUAGAGAAAGGUCAUGGCUUGGUUUUUCUCGGCAUGGUUGCGCCCUUCCCCUACCAUGAGCACAACGAGUUAAGUGGAUUGAAUUUCUGAAAUCACAGUCAGACUCAGUGAGUCGGGGGAUCCCUUUUUCUUAUUGUGAUCAUUAUUAAUUAAUCUAUUUAAUUAUUGGAGAUUGUGUUUUCUUUUACAAAAUUCAUUUAGAGAGAGAGAGAGAGUGAGAGAGAGAAUUGUCUGUGUUUUCAUGGGAAACUGAGAACAGGGUAAGGGAAGGUAGUUGUGCUGUGAUGAUUUACAGAUUAGUAUUAAGGGAGGCUGGUGUGAGCGGCUUUUUGCCUUAAUGGGCUUUUUGCCUGUCUCUUUACUUUUCA